Paramecium octaurelia is the source of this 411-nucleotide messenger RNA. NCBI's taxonomy places the organism in Eukaryota, Ciliophora, Oligohymenophorea, Peniculida, Parameciidae. The record is from the annotation of a GenBank genome assembly.
AUGAUACCUUUCAGAUUAUCUAAAUAAUUCGAAAUAAAGAAGUAUAUCCAAUCAUUGAAAGUAAGAUAAUAUCUGUACCGCUCUAAACUUCUCCUUAGAUGCAAUUAACAAAUCAAAUUAUUAAUAGAAUCUGAUCAUUUCCGAUAAUAGUAAUAAAAUCUUUAAUAAUCUUAUCUUUGCAUUACAUUUUGUAGAUUCAACUUGGCCUUAUUUGAUAUGUUGAGUCACUUUCUUAUCCUUAUCUAUAUUUCCAUGAAAUUUCAGUUAAUUUUGAUAUACAUUCUACAUUUUUUUCUCAUUCUUCAAGUGGGAUCUUAAUGCAUUAUAAGUAUAAGUAUCGGCAAAUCCGAUUUCAGCCAAUCUUUUCACAUUGAACCUCAAAAUAAAUCUUCAUCUGGCUUGGUAGAAUGA